This is a messenger RNA of Exaiptasia diaphana, 1071 nucleotides long. RefSeq lists its product as uncharacterized. Gene Ontology annotation, biological process: DNA integration. Gene Ontology annotation, molecular function: nucleic acid binding. The coding region runs from base 1 to 1071 and encodes 356 amino acids. The transcript has a single exon. The record is from RefSeq and is a predicted model, not a curated record. NCBI's taxonomy places the organism in Eukaryota, Metazoa, Cnidaria, Anthozoa, Actiniaria, Aiptasiidae.
AUGGCCACAAUUCGUCAAACGUAUUGGAUCAUCGGAGCUCGAGACUUAAUCCGACGAUUUGUUCACAAGUGUAUCGUAUGCCGACGGCAACGUGCUGAAACCAUGCAACAGAUCAUGGGAUCUCUACCGUCCGAUCGCAUCACGAGUGGAGCUCGAGCGUUUGUGAACACUGGAGUUGAUUUUGCUGGUCCUGUUUCGUUGAAGACUGGUCGUGGACGAGGAAGUAGAACCGAGAAGGCAUGGAUUGCUCUGUUUGUUUGCUUAGCGGUUAAAGCGGUUCACCUAGAAUUGGUUACAAGUCUCAGUACUGAAGCUUUCAUCGCAACAUUGAAGAGAUUCAUCGCAAGACGCGGGAAACCGAAGGCUAUGUACAGUGACAAUGGUACCAAUUUCGUUGGCGCUCGCAAAGAACUUCGCCGCCUUAUUGCCUCAGAGGAGCACAACGACAAGGUUACAACUUAUCUUCAACAAGAUAACGUGGAAUGGCACUUCAUCCCGCAGAGAGGAAGUCACUUUGGAGGCUUGUGGGAGGCGGGGAUAAAGAGUAUGAAGUAUCACCUCCGUAGAGUUCUGGGAAAUGUAAGUUUGGCUUAUGAAGAGAUGUAUACUACUCUAUGUCAGAUUGAAGCUUGUUUGAACUCAAGACCACUCACUCCUCUUUCGUCGAGCCCGACUGAUCUUCAACCGCUAACGCCCGGUCAUUUUCUGAUAACGACACCGCUGAACCAAUUGCCAGAAGAGGAUUUGUCUGAAGUCAAGGUAAAUCGUUUAAACAGAUGGCAACACUUAAAGCAGUUACAUCAGCAUUUUUGGAAAAGAUGGUCUAAAGAGUAUCUCAAUCAGCUUCAACAACGUGUGAAAUGGAGGAAAGAGAAAAGAAACCUACAGAAAAAUGAUUUGGUGAUCCUCAAGGAAGAGAACACACCCCCAGCGAAGUGGGUUCUUGGACGUGUAGAAGACCUUCAUUUUGGUCAAGAUGGAAAGUGCAGAGUUGUCACCGUAAAGACGCAGAAUGGAACUUAUACCAGACCGAUAUCAAAAUUGGUGUUGAUUCUAGAAGAAGAUGAAUAA